Protopolystoma xenopodis is the source of this 453-nucleotide messenger RNA. The record is from the annotation of a GenBank genome assembly. NCBI's taxonomy places the organism in Eukaryota, Metazoa, Platyhelminthes, Monogenea, Polystomatidea, Polystomatidae.
AUGUAUCCGCCCCCACCCCUUGGGCUUCAAAAGACAGACACUUCAGCAGUUCCACAUGCCCCAAGUCAGAAGAAUCGGCCUAGUGAUAUUAUUCUUCAUUCAGCUCGCUCUACCAACCAAGGCAUAGACGAUCCUGCCUUCUUUCCUCCGGCCAAUCAAAUAGUUCUACCAUCUCCGAGUCUUUCAACUGACGAGCAAUUCGACACUUCCCAACUAUUGGCAAGUUAUUCACAAUGCUCGAUUCUUCAGCCCAAUUUUGACAUUUCAAACAAUUCUUCAUCUUCUGAUCGGGCCUCAUUUCAUUGUUCCGAAGGCGGGCUGUUAAGCUUUUUGAAUCUAUACGAACGUCCUUCGCAUAAGACAUCUCAGGUAAUCUUCUCUGACAGCAUAACUGUGCCCCCCGAUGGUAGUGACUACUGUCGGAUGAUACUAUGCUUAACACUAUACGCCUGA